AAAGGCUUUCUAAUUGCUAAUCCUUCAAUCCUGUUUUGCAGCGAGAUUCUGAGCUUUAGCAGUUUUAACCUUUCUAAUCAUGUCCGGUCGCGGGAAGCAAGGAGGCAAAGCUCGAGCUAAGGCUAAGUCGCGCUCGUCACGCGCGGGGCUGCAGUUCCCGGUGGGCAGAGUGCACCGUCUGCUGCGCAAGGGGAAUUAUGCCGAGCGGGUGGGGGCCGGCGCGCCCGUCUACAUGGCGGCCGUGCUGGAGUACCUGACCGCGGAGAUCCUGGAGCUGGCGGGGAACGCCGCCCGAGACAACAAGAAGACGCGCAUCAUCCCUCGCCACCUCCAGCUGGCCAUCCGCAACGACGAGGAGCUUAACAAGCUGCUGGGCAAGGUCACCAUCGCGCAGGGCGGCGUUUUGCCGAACAUCCAGGCCGUUCUAUUACCAAAGAAAACCGAAAGCCACAAGGCCAAAAGUAAAUAAAUGCUAACAAAGAAAACCAAAGACCAAAGGCUCUUUUUAGAGC
This is a messenger RNA of Miniopterus natalensis, 512 nucleotides long. RefSeq names its product histone H2A type 2-C. The record is from RefSeq and is a predicted model, not a curated record. Gene Ontology annotation, cellular component: nucleosome. Gene Ontology annotation, molecular function: DNA binding; protein heterodimerization activity; structural constituent of chromatin. NCBI's taxonomy places the organism in Eukaryota, Metazoa, Chordata, Mammalia, Chiroptera, Miniopteridae.